Nannospalax galili (Upper Galilee mountains blind mole rat) is the source of this 2620-nucleotide messenger RNA. Its product is annotated as zinc finger protein OZF. The record is from RefSeq and is a predicted model, not a curated record. The coding region runs from base 567 to 1952 and encodes 461 amino acids. Lineage: Eukaryota; Metazoa; Chordata; Mammalia; Rodentia; Spalacidae. Gene Ontology annotation, molecular function: RNA polymerase II cis-regulatory region sequence-specific DNA binding; DNA-binding transcription factor activity, RNA polymerase II-specific. The transcript has 5 exons. Gene Ontology annotation, biological process: regulation of transcription by RNA polymerase II.
CCUGACAAAUUGUUACCAGGUCUCAGUGACCUUUGACGAUGUGUCUGUGGACUUCACCCAAGAGGAGUGGAUUUUAUUGGAUCAAGCUCACAGAGACUUGUACAGAGAAGUGAUGCUGGAGAACUACCAGAACCUGGCCUCAGCAGGUAAACGAAGGACAAAAAUGUUCUAUCCUGGAUGUACUGAGAGAUCUGCAGUCACUGACUGAAUGCACUGAGAGUAAGAAGUGCAGUUUCUGACUUAACAUCAUUGUCUCUUUCUUUAGGCAAUCAGAUCUAAGACCCCCCAGUGGAUUGAGAACUGUAGAUGGAACUGAACUGUGUGUAUAUAGUUGUAACAUAUUGAGUUGUAUCAGCAAAACGAUCAUGAAUUUCUUUUUGCCUUUUCACAAUUUCACAGAUUGGAGAUUUGUUUGUUUAUUUGAAACAAGAUCUCAUGUAGCCAAAGGAUGACUUGAACUGCUGAUCCUCCUGCCUCCACUUUCAGGAUGUGAAGUCAUCAAACCCAGUCUGAUCUCCUGGUUGGAAGAGGAGGAUUUGCACAGAGGAGAUCUCCAAGAAUGGGAAAUGCCAUUUGGCACCAAAGAAUCAACAUUUCAGCAGAAUUUUUUGAGGGGACAGACUUCCAAUGGAAUACAAACAGCCAGAAGCCACAGUGCACGGGAACUCUGUUAUUAUAUACAGUGUGGAGAAAUCUUCAGUGAACACUCAUAUUUCAAGACACAUGUGAAAACUCAAAGUACAUGGAACACUGGACAUUUUGCUCACUCAAGUCAUGACCCAUCUGUUCAAAUGCACACUAUAAAAACCUAUCCAUGUAAGCUUUGUGGGAAAGCCUUUGGACGUUCUUCAAAUCUUAAUAGGCACCUGAGAAGCCACACUGGGGAGAAACCCUAUGAAUGUAAGGAAUGUGGGAAAGCCUUCACUACUUACUCCAGGCUAGUAGAACAUUUUAGAACUCAUACUGGAGAGAAACCAUAUAAAUGCAAGGAUUGUGGCAAAGCCUUUGCUAAGCGUUCAGGCCUUAUAACACAUAUAUCAACUCAUGCUUCAGAGAAACCCUAUGCAUGUAAAGAGUGUGGGAAAGCCUUUGCUUCAGCCCCACGUCUUAGUCAGCAUGUAAGAAUUCACAGUGGAGAGAGACCCUAUAUAUGUAAGGAAUGUGGGAGAGCCUUCCUCACUUCCUCUUAUCUGCGGAACCAUGUAGGAAGAACUCAUAGUGGAGAGAGACCCUAUAUAUGUGGAGAAUGUGGAAAAGCCUUCCAUUCUUACUCAAAUUUACGUAGACAUGUAAGAACUCACAGUGGAGAGAGACCUUAUAUAUGCAAGGAGUGUGGGAAAGCCUUCCUCAAUUCCUCAUACCUACAUAACCAUAUAAGGAAAACUCACAGUGGAGAGAUGCCACACAUAUGUGGUGAAUGUGGGAAAGUCUUCCAUGCUUCCUCAUACCUGCGUAGACACGUAAGAACUCACAGUGGCGAGAGACCGUGUAUAUGUAAAGAAUGUGGGAAAGCCUUCCUCAAUUCCUCAUACUUACGUAAGCAUCUGAGCAUUCAUACUGGAGACAAACCCUAUGAAUGUAAGGAAUGUGGGAAAGCCUACCGUAGGUACAAUCUGCUACAUGACCAUUUAAAAACUCACAUGGUGGAAAAGCCAUUUGAAUGUGAUGUAUGUGGAAAAUCCUUUCAGUAUUUCUCAUACCUUACUAAGCAUGUUCGUAUUCACACUGGAACAAAACCCUAUAAGUGUAAGUACUGUGGGAAAGAUUUCACUACUUCCUCAAGCCGAACUGAACAUAUCCGAACUCACACUGGUGAAAGGCCCUAUGAGUGUACAGAAUGUUCAAAAACUUUCACUUCAUCAUCAAACCUCAUUCACCAUGUAAAGAUCCACACUAGAGAGAAACCUUUUGUUGAGAAUGUGGGAAAGCCUACAAUAGAGAUUACCUACUAACUAAACAUUUCAUGAUUCAAAAUGAACAGAAACACUUCCAAUGAGAGGAAUAUAAAUCCAUAAGUCUCCACGUCUCAUUUAUCACAUUGGAGCUACACUAGUGAGAAACUUUAGGAACGUGGAACAGUCCGCAGUGAUGCCACUUAACUUUGAAAACGUGAAAGAAUCUGUUCUCUGAAGAUGCCCCAUAAAUUUAAGGAAAGAAAUAUGAAAGCCUCCACGAUUUCUUGAGAACUUAUUAAAUAUGUGAGACUUCACAGUGAAGGGGUAUUUACUUAUGUAAAACAUAUGGAAGUUAGUAGUUCUGCUAAAUAUUUAGGUCUUCGCUUGUGGUCUCACAGUUAAGAAAACUUUAUGAAGGUAAGGAAUGUUAGUCAGUUUUCGUAUGACCUGGUAUUUAGUAAACAUGGUAAUUCAUACCCAAGAAAAAUUAUGUGGAAAUUUUGUCCAUGUGCCCUGAAAUGUGAUGUGGGACCAUAACAAGGCCCUUUGGAUGGCUCUGAUUUAUUUUGAACUUGUUACCUAUCCCUGAUAUUCCUGGAGUGACGUAUUUUUAUCUUCUCCAUAACAACAUUUCAUCUUCGUGGCUGCAACUUUUGGGUAGUGGUUGUUAAAAUGCCUGAUCCUUUCAGAGAAAAGGUGAUAUAAAUAAAUGAAUAAGUAAACUA